AUUUAUUUAUUGUAGAUGAAUAAAAACCAUUUUUUCGUUAAUUUUUACUUUAAAUACAAAUCGGUGACAGAGAUAUUUUUUUUGUUGUUGCGUUUGUAAUGCCAAAUGCAACUACCACUUUUAAAUGAGGCGAUUGGGCUGCAGGACGCGUGGAUGUAGCUGUAGCCAGUUGUCUGUGAUUUUUAGAGAGAUAAGAUAAAAAUUUUAAAACACAGGUUCAAAAUUUAUGACUAUUUUAUUCAUUUAUUUAAUUAGCUAUUUAAUUGUGGUUUUUAAAUUUCGCCUCGCGCCACUCACUGACAUGGCCAUGUGCUUCUCGUUUCUUCAUUGACGGUUUCAUUUCACUGUUGGUAUCGUUUUCCAUUUUGGGCCUGUUCCGGGAGGUGAUGGCCCACGUAGCUGGGCCCAUAUUGGGGAUUGUGUGGGAAAAGUUACAGCAUACAUAUCCUAGCACCAUCAUAUUAAAGACUUUGUUGUCAUCUUUUCAAGCCAUCUUAAGGCGUUACGCUAACUAAUUAUUCCAUCUUUUGAACUUUGAAUGCUGAUGUUUAUUUUCUUGUUUGGGGUUGUUGUUGAUAGCAGUGUUUCUCUUUUGGGCUAGAACUUGCUCUCGCAAAUGGCAGCUUCUGGGUUUCAUCCUAGAAAGAUAAUGAACAGGUUGCCGUCGAAGAAGUCCCAUCCUUGGUGGUGGGAUAGUCACAUCAGUCCCAAGAAUUCUAAGUGGCUUUCAGAGAACCUAGAGGAGAUGGACCAGAGUGUGAAGCGCAUGUUGAAGCUGAUAGAAGAGGAUGCAGAUUCAUUCGCCAAAAGGGCUGAAAUGUAUUAUCAGAAGAGGCCAGAAUUGGUUGCUCUGGUUGAGGAAUUUUACCGUCGUUACCGGGCUCUGGCUGAACGUUAUGAUCAUGUGACAGGAGAAUUGCGAAAGAAUUUACCCUCUGAUCUCCAAUCCCAAGGUUCUGGUAUUUCUGAUGCUGGCUCUGAACCGACCUCUGCUUGGCCUUCUCCUACUCCAAAGAGAGGGGGUCGUCUUAAAUCAAGUAACCGACCUGCUGGAUUUGAUUACUUUCUUGGCUCCAGUGGAAAUGGUUCUGAGGCACAAAAAGAUGGGGAUGAAUCCUCUACUUUGACAGAUUCUGAGAACGAAUCUGAUGAUUCGUCAGUUAAUUCUGGUUUCUUACAGAAUGGAAGUGAUCUGUGGAUAAACAGAAGAAUAAUAGAGUUGGAAACCGAGCUACGUGAGUUAAAAGGAAAGCUAUGGAUGCAGGAAGAGGAACAUGGAGAGGUUUCAUCUAGGGGAUCGAGAAAUGAGAAUUCUGAAGAUUUUUAUACCAAAAUCAACGCCUAUGAACAAGAACUGAUGAAUGUUAACGACAAGUUAAGACUUUCAGAAGAAGAAAUUACUAAACUGAAAAUUGAGCUAGAAAAAUACGAACCCUUUAAUGCUGAAAAUACGGAGGCUGGUUUUGAGUUUUCAUCAACUAAAGAAGACGUCAAUGAUGGAGGGGAAGCCCUGGAGCACAAGAUGAUUGAGGUUGAAGGAAGUAUUGAUGUUGUGGAUAAGGCAUUGCCUGACCAAAAUGCUGAGAUUGAGUCGCUAGCAAGGGAGCUAAGAAUUACCAAAGAAAAUCUCAAAGCUUCAGAAACACAAAUUACUUCACUGAAGUUUGAGGCCAAUAAAUCGUCUGAAAGAAUUCAGCAGUUGUUGAAUCAGCUUGAUUUGGCUACUAAAGACAUGGCUACUUGGAAAAACAAAUUCAAUAGUGAGAAAAGAGAGAGCACCAAACUCAAUGAAAGGCUUGCAAGGUUAAGGACUAGUCUAUCUGACCGAGACCAAGAGGUCAGGGAUUUGAAAACAGCAGUAUCUGAUGCUGAGCAGAAAAUAUUCCCGGAGAAAGCUCAAUUGAAGUCUGAAAUGUCAAAGUUGCUGGAGGAACGGACUCAUUUAGAAGAACAUAUCAGAGACUGGGAAUGUCGAGGUCGUUCAUUUGAAGAGGAAAUCAGAAAGAUCCAGUUUGAAAAAGUAGAGAUGGAGGAGACACUCAGGGUUGAGAUUCUGCUGUUAAAGGCGAACAUUGAGCAGAGAGAGAACAACAUAAAAGAUCUCAACACUAGCCUUGAUACUCUACAAUUAGAGAAAGAUAACCUCUUUGUUGAAGUCGGUUUGCUUAAGGAAGAGUUGAACUCCAAAGAUGUUAGGAUUGAACACCUGAACAACCAUUUGAACCAGCUAUACAUGGAACAUGUACAACUGAUUGCGGGAAUGGAGGAGGCACAUAAACAAGUGGAAGAGCUAAAAUCAACAGCUAAGCAAUUUGAGGAGGAGAUUGAUAGGCAAAAAACUGUGAUCUUAGACGGAGCGGAAGAGAAACGGGAGGUCAUAAGGCAGCUAUGUUUCUCACUCGAGCACUACAGAAAUAGCUAUAAUAUGCUUAGAGAGCACGUUAUGGGGCACAAACGGGUUCCAGUUUUGGCUGCCUGAUGAAUAAAUGUGAAGGUGAUCUUGUAUAUUAUUUUGGUUAUCUUCAUUUCUCUGUCUUGGAAUUUAUUUUCUUAUGCUUAUGGCUCUAGUGUAUAUGAGUCAGGAUCAUUGUAAUAUUAUGGAGAAGUGAUGACAUGUUAGCUACACUACACAUUUGCUGAUGGCACUGCUAAGUUUCAUUGAUUUUUGUAAGAAGUAUUGCCACAGAACCUUCCUUAAGGGUUCUUGAGAGGUUGAAAAUUUGCUUAGUUUGGUCUGAGGUGAAUGGUUGUGCAACGUUCUUUAUUUUUA
Vigna umbellata (rice bean) is the source of this 2770-nucleotide messenger RNA. Its product is annotated as protein NETWORKED 4A-like. Gene Ontology annotation, molecular function: actin binding. Lineage: Eukaryota; Viridiplantae; Streptophyta; Magnoliopsida; Fabales; Fabaceae. The record is from RefSeq and is a predicted model, not a curated record. Gene Ontology annotation, cellular component: vacuolar membrane.